AUGUGGUUUAGAUCUGAUAACUACACUCAUUCCGCAUUUGCCAUUUUUACCCUGGUCAUUUGCCUAUCAAUCACAAUAGUUGUUAGCCAACAAAUUGUAUUCACUUCCGGUAAUGCGAAAUUUCAUCACGCAUAUUUUAAAGAAUUUCGCCUGUUGGCCCACAAUGGAUCAUUGGACAUUUUGAUGAAUAUCACACACGAUUUGCCACAGGAUCCAUGGAUGAAUUUUGCUGUUUCGAUGGGUGGGUCGAAUAAAACGGCGGGCCAUCGCAAGCUGUUACAGUACAAUGUAAAUAUGUGUAAAAUAUUGGAUCACAACGAACGAAGUUUGGUGUCAAUAUGGGUGCAGAAUAUCUUUAAACAUGGUACAAUACCCUCGAAGUGUCCCAUCAAGAAGGGUAAUUAUACAUGGUGUGGCAUGCGUCCGGAAAUGUUAAAUAUCCCAACAUUCUUUGCCAAGGGUCAAUAUUUUGUCAAUAUGGACUUGUAUUUUCGCCAGAAGAGGCCGAAAAUAUCUUUGGCAAAUCUUACCGUAAUUAUUGAGAAAAAGUGA
This is a messenger RNA of Musca vetustissima, 552 nucleotides long. RefSeq lists its product as uncharacterized. The record is from RefSeq and is a predicted model, not a curated record. Lineage: Eukaryota; Metazoa; Arthropoda; Insecta; Diptera; Muscidae. Bases 1 to 552 code for a protein of 183 amino acids. The transcript has 2 exons.